AACUGAUCAACCAUAUCUAAUAGAAAUCAUUGCCCCUGGCAAAAGCUGCGGUAGAAUUGAAUUACACAUGGAACACAAUGCUUUUACGGCUUCUUAGAAAACUGUAAUUCAAUCUGUUUAGUACAGAGAAGAAACAGAUAAAGUCUAAAUUAAAACAUUAAAAAAGUUUUGUUGUAUGUGAAAUACAAAUACUUAUGUGAAGCUGAAGGUAAAGAGAUCAUAUGUCUCUUGCAAAACCUUAAUUCCAAGCACCAGUCUGAGAUACAAAGACAUGGUCUGUCUUUUUACCCUGCUCUUGACGUGGAAAAACCUCUUCAUUGAAUAAAAAUCAACAUGCCCAAAGCUCAUAAAGGUUAAAUCUGUUUUUUCCUAAGCAAAUUAUUUGAUUUAUAGAAAAGAUGAGUCACCACAUCAUGUAUCACUCUACAUGGAUUAAUCUUAAAACUACUGUUCUCCCAGCUGAUUGUUCCACUGUCAAGUCAGAAGCAGAUGCACAAGUUUAUGGGAACUUGAGCUCAGACAAAAAGCGAGCAUGCCAAGUCAACAUCAAACUGGAGAGAAAGUGUUCAAUUACAAAAUAUCACGUGGAAGAGAGAGAGGAAACCGAUUUAAAAGCUCGCAUUUUAUAUCGUCUCUGCUGGAGAAGGCGAGUCUUAUAGUUCCUUCAGAAUGGGCAGUCUUCUCUCAGAUGCAUCUGGACAACAGCAGCAUCGGGUCAUGGAGAGGUGUCCCUAGCUUUACCAACCCAUGCACGCGGAGGUCUCUGCUGUAGUUUCUUUUGAGAACAGUCGUUUAUCCUGUUUUUGUCAGCGGGAUUGCUGUCCUUAUCCAAGCGCACCGACUCAGACCAUCACCUCCGCCAGAACCCGCAGGGGGCCGUGAGAGCACCGGGUCAGCGUGGGCUUCGUAAGCACCGCAGAGAAGAUGAAUAUCCAGGUUCUGCCAGAACACAAGCUCUCGUCGGUGGCCCCGCUCAAACAGUGCAAUGUGGAAAAAAAGGAGGUAGAACUGAUACUGGUGAAGGACCAGAAUGGCGUCCAGUACACCAGUUCCUCCAUCAUUCCGACCCCUGGCCGCCUCGCAGGUCCUCCCGGAUCCUUCGAGGACGACCGAGAAACUUGGGGCAAGAAAAUAGACUUUCUCCUGUCGGUCAUUGGCUUCGCGGUGGAUCUGGCCAAUGUUUGGAGAUUUCCUUACUUGUGCUACAAAAAUGGAGGAGGUGCCUUUUUGAUCCCCUACAUUCUUUUCUUGGUCAUUGCGGGGAUGCCCUUGUUCUACAUGGAGCUUGCCUUGGGCCAGUAUAACAGGGAAGGGGCAGCUACAGUUUGGAAAAUAUGCCCUGUCUUUAAAGGUGUGGGCUACACUGUGAUUCUCAUAGCCCUGUAUGUAGGCUUCUACUACAAUGUCAUCAUUGCCUGGUCCCUCCACUACCUGUUCUCCUCCAUGACCAGUGAGCUGCCGUGGCUCAAAUGUGGCAACAUCUGGAACAGUCAGAACUGCACCGAUCCCAAAGCCAUCAACGGAUCUGUCCUUGGCAAUGGAACGUCUUACGCAAAGUACAAGAUCACCCCAGCAGCAGAGUACUAUGAACGGGGUGUUCUGCAUCUCCAUGACAGUAAAGGUAUCCAUGACCUGGGCCUGCCUCGCUGGGAGUUGACCUUGUGUCUAGUUGUGGUAGUCUUCAUCCUCUACUUCAGCUUGUGGAAAGGUGUCAAGUCCUCAGGGAAGGUGGUGUACAUUACAGCUACCAUGCCCUACGUGGUCCUUUUUGUGUUGCUGAUCCGAGGCAUAACUCUACCAGGAUCCAUGGCCGGCAUUAGGGCCUACCUCCACAUUGAUUUCAAGCGCCUCAACAAUCUAGAGGUGUGGAUUGAUGCUGCCACCCAGAUAUUCUACUCACUAGGAGCAGGGUUUGGUGUGCUCAUUGCAUUUGCCAGUUAUAACAAAUUUGACAACAACUGCUACAGGGAUGCUCUCUUGACCAGCACUGUGAACUGCAUCACCAGUUUCUUUUCAGGGUUUGCCAUCUUCUCUGUGCUUGGAUACAUGGCUGACAAACAUGGGGUGAGAAUAGAGGAUGUGGCAACAGAGGGAGCAGGAUUGGUGUUUAUCAUUUACCCUGAAGCAAUUUCUACACUGCCUGGCUCAACAUUUUGGGCUAUUGUAUUCUUCAUCAUGUUGCUGACUCUGGGCAUUGACAGUUCGAUGGGUGGCAUGGAGGCAGUCAUUACAGGCCUGACGGAUGACUUCAAGAUCCUCAAGAGAAACAGGAAACUGUUCACCUUCGCCACAGCCUUUGGAACCUUCCUGGUUGCCCUGCUCUGUAUUACUAAUGGUGGCAUCUACGUGCUGACCUUGUUAGACAAGUAUGCUGCAGGGACUUCUAUACUAUUUGGUGUGUUGAUCGAGGCCAUUGGAGUGUCAUGGUUUUACGGUGUGGAUCGCUUCAGCGAAGAUAUUGAGCGAAUGAUGGGCUUCAAGCCAGGACUGUAUUGGAGGCUGUGCUGGAAAUUUGUCAGCCCAGCUUUUCUUCUGUUUGUGGUAAUAGCCAGUACUCUGACAUCGUCGGGCCUGAAGUAUGAUGACUACACCUUCCCUUACUGGUCCAACGUCAUUGGCUGGUGUGUGGCCAUGUCCUCCAUGCUGUUUGUCCCAUUCUACGCUGUGUAUAAAUUCUUAAGCCUACCAGGAACAUUCAGAGAGAGGAUAGCCUAUUGCAUCACCCCAGAACAUGAACAUCAUUUGGUUGCUGACGGAAAUGUACGGCAAUUUAAACUCAAGCAUUGGCUGGCCAUCUGAUGACAAAUACCCAGAAUUCCCUCAUCCAUCCUCGCAUCUGUUGUUUGGAGUUCCUGUGUGCUACAAGUGGUCAGACUUAUGAGGAGACCAACAGGCUCCAACCUCUCUCAGCAGCCUCCUGUGCAUUUACCACCCAAGGCCUUUGUUGUCAGCGGCUUCAAGCACUUUGAUUUCGGAGUUACGCCUUUUAAUAUUCUGAAACCAUUCUGCAGCUUCGGCUCAUAAGGGAAGGGCACCCAAUGGAGAAAAAUCUACUGUUAUUUGCCCUUGGACAUCAUUAUUGUUUUUAUAUACUAUUUUAAUUAUUAUUACACUACUUCCUAAGUUUGUGAUGUGACCACUAUCUCUUAGAAGGGAUAGAAAUUAGAAUAAAAAAACCAAACAAUCCCAUGCUUCUGCAUAUUACUAUACAGGAGGCCAAAAUAUUUCAAUUCUUAAAUUUAUUUAUAGGCCUGUGAUGAAGAUGAUGAUUAUUAUUAUUAUUAUUAUUGCCAUCUGCUGUCACUCUGUUGGCUGAGUGGCUUAUCUGUGUCAGUGCCUUAUCAAGCGAGACACUCCAUGUUUCUUACAGUCUGUACAGGAAUAAAUAAAAUAAACUGCGUUGACUCAGGAACCCACUAAAUCAAACCACAGUUUGUGGAUGGCUCAGCUCAGUUUUGACCUGGUCCUUUGAUGUUCAUGUCGAAGAGCUGGAGGUCAACAGAGCGUAAAGGUCAAGUCAUCAGGCCUGAUAUACUGCUUUUGGGUCACAUUGUGUUACAGAAAAGGGAAUAAUGCAUGCAUCACACCAAAGCUUUAAAAAAACCCACUGAGGCAGGCUUCAUUCACCUCUUAUGCUUUGAAAGGCCAGACUCAAAACCAGGCCCUCAUCUCAAAGAAAGGCUGAACCCUGGUCAGUGCCCUGCUGCUCACUUAAGAUGGAGGAGAAAAAUUCAGCAAAACAAAUGGCGUAACUGUUACAGUUUUGUAUCACUGUUUUGUGAUUUUUACUUUCCAAAUUUUUGUCUGUUCAGUGCUUCAAAGGAAUAUCUGUUGCUUUUCCUCCGGAGAAAGUGAGAGAAAGAGUGCGCGUGUGUGUGUGCGUGUGUGUAUUUGCGUGUGCAUGUAUUCAGAUUUUGUUGCCAGGCAUGGAGUAUGCUGUUAGAGUACAGAACAUGGAGGAGUAACAACUGUAAAAUGCCUCUUUCACUGCACUGUAGAUUAAGUAUUAUGUUAAAUGCAUGACAACAACUCUUAUACUUUCAUCAACAUAUCUUGUGGUGUUCCUAUUUUUCAUCACCAUAGAAGUGCCAAUAUGUUCCUUUAGGGAUGUUUUUGAUGAUCUUUUUUCUCUCUUUUUUAUUUAUUGGAAUGAAGUUGAAGUUUAAUUUUAAUCUUGAAUCAUAACAGCACCGAUACUGAAAGGAAUAAAGCCACAAACAAAAAAUAAGAUAUAUGUGGAAUAUAUAAGAAGAUAUAAAAAUAUAUAAAUAUAUUCUUUUGUUAUAUCUAAUCUUGUAUUUAUCAAAUUGUUUAUAACAAAACGUGAAUGUAAAGUAUUUUAAAUGUAACUGUCCACAGUCAUAACAUUGUGUUUGAUGUAUAGCUAAGAUGAACUAUUUAGAAAAAAUAUUCUUCAGUGUAACCCUGGGUUAGUUUGUCACAUAUGAAGGUGAACAAAUGCACCCUGGCUUUCCUGGACUAUGUUUACAGAAAUACUGUGUACAAUACCAAUGUCCUGUUGAACGUGAGUGACAACUAUCUAUGAAAAAGUCUGAAGUAUUCACACUAUGAUAAUAAAGAAUUUCUUCUACACACAAA
Lates calcarifer (barramundi perch) is the source of this 4599-nucleotide messenger RNA. RefSeq names its product solute carrier family 6 member 2 (gene slc6a2). The record is from RefSeq and is a predicted model, not a curated record. The coding region runs from base 925 to 2799 and encodes 624 amino acids. Gene Ontology annotation, molecular function: dopamine:sodium symporter activity; norepinephrine:sodium symporter activity. Gene Ontology annotation, cellular component: neuron projection; neuronal cell body membrane; presynaptic membrane. Lineage: Eukaryota; Metazoa; Chordata; Actinopteri; Centropomidae. Gene Ontology annotation, biological process: dopamine uptake involved in synaptic transmission; sodium ion transmembrane transport. The transcript has 15 exons.